Molecule: messenger RNA, 963 nt
Organism: Musa acuminata AAA Group (dessert banana)
Lineage: Eukaryota; Viridiplantae; Streptophyta; Magnoliopsida; Zingiberales; Musaceae
Product: peroxisome biogenesis protein 7-like
Exons: 1
Coding region: 1-963 (320 amino acids)
Biological process (GO): protein import into peroxisome matrix
Cellular component (GO): cytosol; peroxisomal matrix
Molecular function (GO): protein binding
Source: RefSeq, a predicted model, not a curated record
AUGCCGUCGUUUAGGACGCGCUUCAAAGGGAAGGCAGUGCGGUUCAGCCGCUUCGACAUUUGUCGUCUCCUUGUCGGCACCUGCGGUCGCUUCGGCGGGCGCCGUGGCCGCCUUCAUGUCCUCGACCUCUACGCCACCCGACGCGGCGACGUUGUCAACGAGGUGGCCGCCUUCGACACCGUUUACGGCGUCAGCGACUGCUGCUGGUCCGAGUCGCACCAGUCCCUCGCCGUCUCCGCAUUGACCGAUGGCACUGUGAAGCUGUGGGACGUAUCACUGCCGCCCGUCCUUAAUCCGGUGAGCUACUUUUGCGAGCACUAUGACGAUGCUUGCUCCGUGGACUGGAACCCCGUCAGCGACUGCUUCCUCUCGGCCUCCUUGGACUCUCAAAUCAAGCUCUGGACCCUUGACCGCUCCAACAGCAGCUACACAUUCCAACGGCACUCCGACAGCGUUUACUCCGUCGCCUGGAACGCCACCGACCCCCACGUAUUCGCCUCCGCCUCUGGCGACCGCACCGCCUGCCUGUGGGACGUCCGCGACAACAGGUGUUUCAUCGUCAUCCAUGACGAAAAAACUCGUCAACUCGUCUCCUGCGGCUGGAACACGUACAACCAGUUCCACUUAGCCACCGCCUCCGGCAGUUCCAUCCACGUCUGGGAUAUCCGGACGACCCGGAGUCCCCUGGUCGACUUCAGCGGCCACGACGACACUGUUUGCCGCAUUCGCUUCUCCCCCCACCAGCCCAGCAUGCUCCUCUCCUGCUCCGUCGACAACACCGUGCGUAUGUGGGAUUGGCGGGAGGAGGCCUCCAUCGCGAGGUACGACCUCCACACCGAUCGCGUCUACGGGAUCGACAUGAGCGUGCAUAUCGAGGGCUUGAUCGCGAGCGCUGGGUGGGACAAUCUCGUCCAUAUCUGGCGGGACCGCCCGGCCACAGCCACGCUUUCACGGUCUCCUUGA